Molecule: messenger RNA, 1261 nt
Organism: Vollenhovia emeryi
Lineage: Eukaryota; Metazoa; Arthropoda; Insecta; Hymenoptera; Formicidae
Exons: 3
Coding region: 454-699 (81 amino acids)
Source: RefSeq, a predicted model, not a curated record
UCGAGCGUCCCCACGAGUGUUCAGAUUGCGGGGAACUCCCGUCUGCACUCCGCUCGCAAUCGCGCGUAUCGACCGUGUAUCGUUGCCCGCGGCGUAAACACACCGAGUCGCGUCUCUCGGUUCUCCGAAUCAGCUGUGAAAACAGCCAUCUUGCGAUCAGCUGUCGCCGAGCGCGGGCCGAUGUGGCGGAGUACGAUCCGCGAGCGCUCGCGACUGCCCCGAGUCGUGGACGCGAGAUGCGGCGAAAACAUUUUGCGCGGAAACAUCUAGCAACGUGACGUAAACGCACUUGGAUAGGAUUUCGCUUGCGUUGUCGAGUCAUUUUUCCUGCCGUGAGUCGUUGGAUAUUUGCGCGCAAAAUCGCAUACGUCAGUACACGAGCUAAUCGCUCGCGUGCGAGAGCGCGGACCGAACGAGACUUCAAGACAGAGUUCGCGACGGUGACGGGUGAACAUGGACGAUGAAACGCUGAACAGGCUGGCAGCCGAAGCUUUACUGGAGGAGGCCAAGCUUGGUGCACGAAGAGCCGAAAUAAUGGGUCCCAGUGGAUGGGUGAAACCCAAAGAGACCGUUAACAAAAGAUUCCUCCACUCGACAUUGCGAAAUGCAGUGGUAUCGAACAAGCACCGGUCGCUGAAGCAAGAGAAGGUGAAAGUUCAGCCACGCAAGGCGGAUUUUAACGCUGUUAAAAAAUCGUAAUGCGCGUAUAGUAUCGUUCCUGUGUAUAUGUGUUACUAUAUUUUCUGAUGUGUACCUUUGAGAAUUCCUCAUUUCUGGUUGAGAGGAGAAAAAGAUGUGUAGACGCGUUUACAUAUUGUUGCUAAAGUAAACGACUGUAGUUAUUUUUAUUUAUUCUAUUACAGUACAUUGACAUUACGAUCGAAUAUUACAUAUUUUUGUAUGCAAUAAAAAAGAAUUCUAUAUAAAUAUUCCAAUAAACGGUAUAUAAAAUGAAUUUCACUGAUCGAUUAUCGAUAUUGUACAAAAAUAUUUCGAAUGCUUUGCAAAUAUAUCUGAUAGUGUUUCUUUUCCUGCCAAUAUUUAAAAUAUUUUACAUACUUCGCUUUAGAUUAGUAAGCACAUUUUAGAUCUUUCAGUCUAUCUCCUGCCAAUUUCUAAUAGUCGUAAUUCCCAUAGAAGUUGUAUGUACAAUCGUGUCAGAAUUGCUUUGUAGAACAGACAAAAUUCUAUUGUACAUUUGCAUAUCUAAUCUCUACAAUCAUUAUCAGAACUUCCAUGAAAUAUACAAAGAUGAAAUUAA